AUGGCCACCAAGGCUGCCUCCAAGCGUCUCACCCGCGAAUACCAAAACAUCCAGAAGAACCCUCCUCCCUAUAUCGUCGCACACCCUUCGGAGUCUAACAUCUUAGAAUGGCAUUACAUCCUGACCGGACCUCCAAAGACUCCUUAUGAGAAUGGACAAUACUGGGGUACCUUGAUUUUCCCUCCCGAAUACCCUUUCGCUCCUCCAGCUAUCCGCAUGCACACGCCAAGUGGCCGAUUCCAGCCUUCGACUCGACUGUGUCUCAGCAUCAGUGACUUCCAUCCAAAAUCAUUCAACCCGGCGUGGGAAGUCUCGACCAUUCUGAUCGGUCUCCUGUCAUUCAUGACGAGCGAGGAAAUGACAACUGGCAGUGUGAGCGCAUCAGAGGCGGAGCGUAGAGUGUUUGCGGCUCGGUCGCGAUGGUGGAACUCGACCGGAGGCGGUUCUCAUUCCAACAUCGCUCCUGGCGUCAAUGCCACCGGCAAGGGAAUCAACAAUAUCAAGGCAGGAGAUGGAGGGAUGAAGUUCCGUACAGAGUGGCCGGAACUGGACCAGGAGAACUGGGAAUGGAUGAAGCAGAACCGUAUCGAUCCCGCGACCGGUCAGAUCAUGCCCGAUCCCAACGCUCCCCCAUCGAGGUGCUCUCCUGAGACCAGCGCCCUUCGACGACGCCCGAACGGAAGCGCUCCUCGUCUGGGAACGGUCAUGGAAGGCGGCCAGGCGGCGCGAGAUGCGGGAGAGAGCUGGAUUCGACGACACAAGGUCUGGGUUGGACUUGCCGUGGUCUUCGGAUACGCCCUUCUCACCCGGUUAUUCACUGAUCUCCAAGCCUAA
This is a messenger RNA of Paecilomyces variotii, 834 nucleotides long. Its product is annotated as putative ubiquitin-conjugating enzyme Ubc6. The coding region runs from base 1 to 834 and encodes 277 amino acids. The transcript is spliced from 3 exons. Lineage: Eukaryota; Fungi; Ascomycota; Eurotiomycetes; Eurotiales; Thermoascaceae. The record is from RefSeq and is a predicted model, not a curated record.